Messenger RNA from Capsicum annuum, 1893 nucleotides. Its product is annotated as ubiquitin receptor RAD23d. Gene Ontology annotation, biological process: proteasome-mediated ubiquitin-dependent protein catabolic process; nucleotide-excision repair. Gene Ontology annotation, molecular function: proteasome binding; damaged DNA binding; ubiquitin binding. Lineage: Eukaryota; Viridiplantae; Streptophyta; Magnoliopsida; Solanales; Solanaceae. The transcript is spliced from 12 exons. Bases 331 to 1506 code for a protein of 391 amino acids. The record is from RefSeq and is a predicted model, not a curated record. Gene Ontology annotation, cellular component: cytosol; nucleoplasm.
CACCCGAAGUGUAAAUAUAUCCUUCCCAUAUUCCCCUACCCCCAGACCGCCACCCUACCAUCUUCCGUAUGACAAAAAUCUAGCUGGCUGAUCCUUGAAAAAUCACGGAUGACUACCAAAUCACCAUCCCGUGAUUUACACUCGCUUCAUAUGCGCGUUUGACUCAGGAACUCCGACUCCUUAGAUUGUUAUUAUUAGUAGUAUAAAAAGCGACACUCUUUUAACCCCUUUACUUGCACCAUACGGUCCUCCUAUAUUUUUCUUCCUCUUCUUCACCCCCGUUGGGCUAUUUCGUUGGCUAUCAAAUUUUCCGGUGACGUAAGAAGAGAUAUGAAGAUUUUUGUGAAAACUCUUAAAGGUUCUCACUUUGAAAUCCAUGUCAAAGCUCAAGACACGGUUGCCGAUGUGAAGAAGAACAUAGAAACAGUUCAGGGUUCAGAUGUUUAUCCUGCUGGCCAGUUGAUGCUUAUCCACCAGGGAAAAGUACUUAAAGAUGGGACAACACUAGAAGAAAACAAAGUUGCUGAAAACAACUUUAUAGUAGUAAUGCUAACAAAGAGUAAGAGCUCAUCUGGAGAAAGUUCAGCAACGUCAGCUGCAGCAACAACUAAGACACCACAGUCAAGUACCCCAGCUCCUAGUUCAACUCUUGCAUCUGCAUCUGCUCAAGUCCCCGUUGCAUCGCCUGCGGCAGCUCCCUCCCCAGCGCCAGCCUUAGCUUCUGCCCCUGCUCCUGCAUCCACAGCUGUGCCAGGAUCUGAUGUCUAUGGUCAAGCUGCUUCAAGCUUGGUUGCUGGUAACAACCUUGAUGGAGCAAUUCAGCAGAUUCUUGACAUGGGUGGUGGAACGUGGGAAAGGGAGACAGUUGUUCGAGCCCUACGGGCAGCUUUUAACAAUCCCGAGAGGGCUGUCGAAUACUUGUACUCUGGUAUCCCCAAGACGGCAGAGGUACCUCCUGUUAGCGGAAGCCCACCCAGCAUGCAUGCAGGGAAUCAGCCGGCUCAGCCUCAACCUGCAGCACAUCCAGCACCUAUUCCUGCAGGCGGGCCCAAUGCAGAUCCUUUGAAUCUCUUUCCUCAGGGUCUUCCCAGUGUGGGAUCUAAUAUUGCUGGUGCGAACACCUUAGACUUUCUAAGGAACAGUCAACAGUUCCAAGCUUUACGGGCAAUGGUUCAGGCCAAUCCACAAAUUUUGCAGCCCAUGCUUCAGGAGCUAGGCAAGCAGAAUCCCCACCUAAUGAGGCUUAUACAGGAGCACCAGGCUGAUUUUCUUCGCCUUAUCAAUGAGCCUGUUGAAGGAGGAGAAGGCAACAAUAUAUUGGGCCAGCUUGCAGCCGCAAUGCCACAGGCUAUAUCCGUAACACCCGAAGAGCGUGAAGCCAUAGAACGUCUUGAGCAAAUGGGCUUUGAUCAUGACCUUGUACUGGAGGUUUUCUUUGCCUGCAACAAAAAUGAGGAGCUCGCUGCUAACUACCUUUUAGAUCACAUGCACGAGUUUGAAGAGUGAAAAUAGGGGUUGAAUGGAUAUGUUGUGUAGCUUCCUUUGCUGCCUCCCUCUCUUGGCCCCACGACAAAAAUAAGUUUCAUUUAUGUUGUGGGUUCUACGCUAUUCGAGUUCUGGAGAGGGGUGAGCUGGAAAGGCAUAACUAGUUAUCAUGUUUUUCUUUCUUCUCUUCUUCCAGUGUCGGUUUGUACCCCAUUGGGAUUGUCUUUAUACAUAGUUUGUCAGUUCUCCUCCCCCCUCCCUCCCUCCCACCCCCCCACCCCCCCACCCUCCAACCAAAAAAAAAAAAAAUCCUUCCCUUUGUGGAAACUCAACUGUUUGACCCAGGGAUAACCUUUUCAAUGUGGAUGAUCAGAAGCUAUUGUUAUUUGCAUGCAUUUCCAUUUUCAA